Molecule: messenger RNA, 885 nt
Organism: Scheffersomyces coipomensis
Lineage: Eukaryota; Fungi; Ascomycota; Pichiomycetes; Serinales; Debaryomycetaceae
Exons: 2
Coding region: 1-885 (294 amino acids)
Source: RefSeq, a predicted model, not a curated record
AUGUAUAUCCCAACUGAUGAACAAUUGGUUUCCAUAUCAAAAAGAAGUACCUCCACUUCUUCAGCGGUUUAUAUUAUAAUCAGUAUCGUCAGUACUAUUUUAUUUACUAUCAUAAGAAUGUGCUUCAAAAGAAGAUGCAAACAUUCAACUAAGACAGUAAAUAAUAAUUCAACUGUUAUACAUCGAACAUCUCCAAUAGUUGUUGGAACCCUCCGUCCAAUAAACGAUAGUAAUUCAACAACUAGAGUUCAGCUGCCUGCUAUCGUACAAUACCCUACCAUUACACCUGCACCGGUUGCAAAUGAUAUUGCUCUCCAUAAUGCCAAUCAAUUCAAUUUCAACCCACCAGAAGAACCUCCUCCAGCUUAUACCCCCGGAAUGGCUGGACUUUACUUAUUACAUGGUAUAGUUGAUCACCAUCAACGUCACAAACCAAAUUCUGGUUCAUGGGAACAGAAUACUUCCACUGUUCAACAUACAACACAUAGUAGUCUACCAGAUGGGAGCACAGUGGAACAAACCAAUUCUGUUACAGAAAUUACUAAAGGAAACAAAGUCCCAGUAAUGCCUACUAUUAGUGCUUCCAACUUCACAAUACCAACAACGAAGGCUCCCAAUCAUGUCAGCAAUACUUUGACACCCGCACAAAUAUUUGGUAUCGUUUUUGGAAGUAUUAUAGGUUUCAUUCUUUUACUUCUAGUAAUAUUUGCUAUUUAUUCUUGUUGCAGAAACAAGAAGAAGCAGACUCGUGAAACAAACAACGAUAUAGAGUUACAACAUUCAAAUAAUCUGAAUCCAAGUAUACUUCCUUUAUAUACUCCACAAUACCAUGCUCAUGAAGUGCCAUCUCCUGAAGUCCCACUUCCAGUUUAUUGCAAAACUUGA